Molecule: messenger RNA, 2538 nt
Organism: Dothidotthia symphoricarpi CBS 119687
Lineage: Eukaryota; Fungi; Ascomycota; Dothideomycetes; Pleosporales; Dothidotthiaceae
Product: ankyrin
Exons: 2
Coding region: 243-2147 (634 amino acids)
Molecular function (GO): protein binding
Source: RefSeq, a predicted model, not a curated record
CUCGAAUCCAGUCCUAUGCAGCGCUUGGGGGUGGGAUGUACACUUUUGGGUGCACGUUUUGAUGCGACCUGGUUGUGUCUACAACGUAAUGCAGUAUCUUCCAAGGUUGCCCCUAUACUUCUUAAAUUUCUAUGUGAUCGCACUCUAUUGUAGUACCAUAUUUUGUCUGUAUCCUUUUACGACCCGACAAGCAACCUCCCAGGCCUUUCCAAGGUUCCGUUGCUAUACCCACCCACUUCACAAUGGCUUUAGGGUCGUUCGUGGAGUUGAUCCAAACCUGUUGCGGUAUGACAGUAAACGCCUAUGAGGCUGGCAAAAUCGUACUCGAGCUGUUGCGAAAGAACCCCCAGAUUCCUUUGGCGGCAUGGAACCUGUUCAAAUCAUGGCAAGCAUGGAAUCUCAAGCUGAAGACAGCCAAGAACUGUUUCCAGGGGAUACGUGAUGGACUGAUGACACGAGGUCCACUACUCCCCGCGGAUAUCCACAAUAGCAUAAACAUGGUCUUCCUGGACUAUCAAUCUUGGUUGAGAGAAGCUACAGCUUUCACCCGGAGACAACAAAAGCUCAAGCCUCCGUCAAUGAAUGAAGAUUCCAUACGCGAAUAUGGAGCAGCCAUACAACUGCAAGUCGAAAAGCUGAAUGCUGUUCAAAAGGCUUUUGACUAUGCUACAGCGGCUCCUGCAGAGCAGCGAAUGUAUUUUGCAGAAGCGACGAAACAAAUUCCGUCACUAUGCUAUGCGUCAAUCGAAAACGCAUUGGAGGGGUUGAGAGAGAGCUCAGAGAUAUCUCUUCCUUCAUCCCGGCUCCAGCAUCGACCUUCGACUUCGACUUCAUGGCUACCAUCGCGACGCCCCCAAACCAAAUACUCUCGAGAGCUCAUCAAAGCUGCAUGCAACAAUGCGGUAGAUCUCAUGAAGCAUUGCAUAAACAACGGGGCCAACAUCGACCACCAGUCUACAGCUAAAGAGUUGAAGGAUGCUGGAAUGGCAGCACUCCAUGCAGCAACCGCAGGAGGUCAUCUACUAGCGGUAAAGCUGCUUGUGGAUUACAAAGCAAACAUCAACAUACGGAUGCCUGGCGGGUACACCGCUUUGCAUCUAGCCGUCAGGAGAGGCUACUCCGAAGUCGUGCGAUUUCUGAUCAACAAAGGCGCGGACCUUGACGCGACAGACGAUGUUGGACAGACUCCUUUGACAGAAUCCCCAAAUGAAGCUAUACAGCUCAUUCUUCUCGAUGCCGGAGCAAAUCCCGACAUUCCUGGACACGAUCUGAACACUGCACUUCAUUACGCUGCAAGCUUUGGCUGGGUAGAGGCCGUUCGAAGUCUCGUAAAUCAUCGCGCCAAUAUCCAUGCUUGCAACAUGAAUGAGCAAACGCCCCUGUGGCUUGCUUGUUCAAAGCCAAAAGUUGCUGUCACCAAAGCUGAUGCGAUAGCUGUUAUAUUGCUCAUCGCAUCGGCCUCGCCCAAUGCCAUCUCAAAGAUCGGAGGGACGUCCCCAUUCCAUGAGGCUAUAAGACAGGGUCGUCGAGGACUAUUGGACAAACUUAUUGAGAGCGGCGCUGAUACAAUGUCUUCGACUGAAGAUAAUCAAUACCCACUCCAUCUGGCUGCCAGGCUUCCUGAUCCGACCAUACUAGAGGAAUUGUGCCCGUUUUACCAGGAAAUCGACCUUCUGGGUGGCCCUGAGGGAAACACCGCCUUGAUUCAAGCAAUUAUGACUCGCCAUGUCGAAAACGUCAAGGUGUUGGUGAGAUACAAUGCGAGCCUCACGGUAAGAACGGAGAAAGGUGAAUUUCGAGGCCACUGCCCGUUACAUCAUGCGUUCCGUGUCGGUGUGGUGUCUCAAGCGGUCAUAUUGUUGAAGUUGCACCUGAGGAAACGUAUCCCAAUUCAACAAAACGACACAGUCUCUGGAACACUCCCCAUUCACUGGGCUGCUCAUCCCGAUAUCGUAGAUUACUGGGUCAAGGCACAAGGAUCUGUCCACGAAAUCGAUAACGACAAGAAUACUCCUUUACAUUGGCUGGUCCGAUGGGCUAAUAUCAGCGUGAUUAAACGACUAGUAUCACACGAAGCCAACGUCAAAGCAAGAAACAAGAAUGGUUGGAUACCUAUUGAGUUCCUGUGUUACGAUAAACGUUACUAGUCGUCUACUUCCCAAAAGCAGUCUUCUGUUCACAUAAACGAGGGUAGACGAGCUGUACUCCAGUUUCUAAAAAGGUACACGUAGUUUACACCCAGAUGCAGGCAGUUUAUUAAAGAUUGGAAAAAUCGUAAAUUACAAGAGGAUUUUACGCUCUUGUUUCCAGAGAAAGCGCUAUUAACACAGGCGGCAGGGUAUACUGCAGAGCUGGCAGGGACUACUAUAGAACAGACUCUAAGGUAUACUGCAACAUAGCUACCAGGUAGGCCCUUAAGUUAGUUAUGUUAAUUACGUUACAAAGCAAAGAAAUAUUAUCGCGACUAAAAUACUAAUUAACUAAUUACUUAGUACAUAGCUUAUAACUAUAUAAACCUACUAUAAUAAAUAUUAUUUC